Messenger RNA from Saimiri boliviensis boliviensis (Bolivian squirrel monkey), 5970 nucleotides. NCBI's taxonomy places the organism in Eukaryota, Metazoa, Chordata, Mammalia, Primates, Cebidae. The record is from RefSeq and is a predicted model, not a curated record.
GCCGCGGUCCCCUCGCCUGCGCCGCCCCGCCGCCGGCUCCGCCGCCGCCCCUGGCGACCAUGGCGCACCGGGGGCCCCCGCGUGCCCCGAAGGGCCCCGGCCCCGCCGCCCGAGCCCCGAGCCCCGGGGCCCCGCCGCCGCCGCGCUGGCGGCCGCUCCUGCUGCUGCUGCUCCUGCUGGGCGCCUGCGGGGCGGCGGGGCGCUCCCCCGAGCCCGGGCGCCUGGGUCCCCGCGCGCAGCUGACUCGGGUGUCGCGGAGCCCUCCCGCGGGGCGCGCGGAGGCCGGUGGCGGCGAGGACCGGCGGGCGCGCGGCGCGGAGCCCCGCGUCCCGGGUCCGAGUCCCGGUCCCGCUCCGAGUCCCGGCGAGGACGGCGCCCCCGCCGCGGGCAACCGGCGCUGGGAGCGGGCGGCGCCGCUGGCCGGAGCGGCUUCGCGGGCGCAGGUCUCGCUCAUCAGCACGUCGUUCGUGCUCAAGGGGGACGCGACGCACAACCAGGCGAUGGUGCACUGGACGGGCGAGAACAGCAGCGUGAUCUUGAUCCUGACGAAGUACUACCACGCAGACAUGGGGAAGGUUCUGGAAAGCUCACUGUGGCGGUCGUCGGAUUUCGGGACGUCCUACACCAAGCUUACCCUCCAGCCUGGCGUCACCACCAUCAUCGACAACUUCUACAUCUGCCCGACCAAUAAACGGAAGGUCCUCCUUGUCAGCUCCUCACUCAGCGACCGGGACCAGAGCCUGUUCCUCAGCGCGGACGAAGGCGCCACCUUUCAGAAGCAGCCCAUUCCCUUCUUCGUGGAAACUCUGAUUUUUCAUCCCAAGGAGGAAGACAAGAUCCUCGCCUACACAAAGGAGAGCCAGCUCUACGUGUCAUCCGACUUGGGGAAAAAAUGGACGCUUCUGCAAGAUCGAGUGACUAAAGACCACGUGUUCUGGGCUGUGUCUGGGGUGGACGCUGACCCUGACUUGGUCCAUGUGGAAGCCCAGGACCUCAGUGGAGAUUUUCGGUACCUCACCUGCCCAAUCCACAACUGCUCUGAGAAGACGCUGACGGCCCCGUUCGCAGGCCCCAUUGACCAGGGCUCUCUGACCGUGCAGGACGAUUACAUCUUCUUUAAGGCAACAUCAGCAAACCGGACGAAAUACUAUGUUUCUUAUCGUCGCAACGAAUUUGUCCUGAUGAAGCUGCCGAAGUACGCGUUGCCGAAGGACCUGCAGAUCAUCAGCACGGACGAGAGUCAGGUGUUCGUGGCGGUGCAGGAGUGGUACCAGGUGGAUACCUACAACCUGUACCAGUCGGAUCCGCGGGGCGUGCGCUACGCGCUGGCGCUGGAGGACGUGCGCAGCUCGAGGCAGGCGGAGGAGAGCGUGCUCAUCGACAUCCUGGAGGUCAGAGGGGUGAAAGGAGUCUUCCUGGCAAACCAAAAAAUUGAUGGGAAAGUGAUGACGCUUAUAACCUACAACAAGGGCCGUGACUGGGAUUACCUGAGGCCACCCAGCAUGGACAUGAAUGGAAAACCAACCAACUGCAAGCCUCCAGACUGCCACCUGCACCUGCAUCUGCGUUGGGCAGACAACCCCUAUGUAUCGGGCACCGUGCACACCAAGGACACCGCCCCAGGCCUCAUCAUGGGUGCAGGUAACCUGGGCUCGCAGCUGGUGGAAUAUAAAGAAGAAAUGUACAUCACAUCAGACUGCGGGCACACCUGGCGGCAGGUGUUUGAGGAGGAGCAUCACAUCCUGUACCUGGACCACGGCGGGGUGAUUGUGGCCAUCAAAGACACCUCCAUCCCCUUGAAGAUCCUCAAGUUCAGCGUGGACGAGGGCCUCACCUGGAGCACGCACAACUUCACCAGCACCUCGGUGUUUGUGGACGGGCUGCUGAGCGAGCCAGGGGAUGAGACGCUGGUCAUGACGGUCUUUGGCCACAUCAGUUUCCGCUCUGACUGGGAGCUGGUCAAGGUGGACUUCCGGCCCUCAUUCUCCAGCCAGUGCAUCGAGGAAGAUUACAGCUCCUGGGACCUCUCCAACCUGCAGGGUGACCGCUGCAUCAUGGGCCAGCAGAGAAGUUUCCGGAAGAGAAAGCCCACGUCCUGGUGCAUCAAGGGGAGGAGUUUCACGUCAGCACUCACAUCCCGUGUGUGCGAGUGCCGGGACUCGGACUUCCUGUGCGACUACGGAUUUGAACGCUCCCCCUCCUCAGACUCCAACCCCGACAAGUGCUCUGCCAACUUCUGGUUUAACCCACUGUCCCCGCCCGACGACUGUGCCCUGGGCCAGACCUACGCCAGCAGCCUCGGGUACCGGAAAGUGGUGUCCAACAUGUGCGAGGGGGGCGUGGACCUGCAGCAGGCUCCCGUGCAGCGGCAGUGCCCCCUCACCCCGCCCCGCGGCCUGCAGGUCAGCAUCCGAGGCGAGGCGGUGGCCGUGCGACCUGGAGAGGACGUCCUGUUUGUGGUGCGGCAGGAGCGGGGUGAUGUCCUGACCACCAAGUACCAGGUAGAUCUCGGGGACGGCUUUAAGGCCAUGUACGUGAACCUGACGCUGACCGGGGAGCCCAUCCGGCACCGCUAUGAGAGUCCCGGCAUCUACCGCGUGUCUGUCAGGGCAGAGAACAUGGCUGGCCACGACGAGGCGGUGCUCUUUGUCCAGGUCAACUCCCCUCUGCAGGCCCUCUACCUGGAGGUGGUUCCUGUCGUUGGCAUUAACCAGGAGGUGAACCUCACGGCUGUGCUGCUUCCCUUGAACCCCAACCUCACCGUCUUCUACUGGUGGAUCAGCCACAGCCUGCAGCCCCUCCUUUCCCUGGAUAAUUCUGUGACAACGCGAUUUUCGGACACGGGCGACGUGCGUGUGACGGUGCAGGCCGCCUGCGGAAACUCAGUGCUGCAGGACUCCAGGGUCCUCCGUGUGCUGGAUCAAUUUCAGGUCAUGCCUCUAGAGUUUUCCAAGGAGCUGGAUGCCUACAACCCCAACACACCCGAGUGGAGGGAAGACGUGGGCCUGGUGGUCACCCGGCUGCUCUCCAAGGAAACCAGCGUCCCUGAGGAGCUGCUGGUGACUGUGGUGAAGCCGGGGCUGCCCACCCUGGCUGACCUGUACGUGCUCCUUCCCGCUCCCAGGCCCACAAGGAAGAGGAGCCUCUCGAACCACAAAAGGCUCGCUGCCAUCCAGCAGGUGCUGAACGCUCAGAAGAUCAGCUUCCUCCUGCGAGGUGGGGUCCGCGUCCUGGUGGCGCUGCGGGACACAGGUACAGGCGCGCAGCGGCUGGGCGGCGGCGGCGGCGGCUACUGGGCGGUGGUGGUGCUGUUCGUCAUCGGGCUCUUCGCGGCGGGAGCGUUCAUCCUCUACAAGUUCAAAAGGAAACGGCCCGGCAGGACCGUGUAUGCCCAAAUGCACAAUGAGAAGGAGCAGGAGAUGACCAGCCCCGUGAGCCACAGUGAGGACGUCCAGGGCGCCGUCCAGGGCAACCACUCGGGCGUGGUCCUGAGCAUCCACUCCCGAGAGAUGCACAGCUACCUGGUGAGCUGAUGCGCGGCCGCCCAGCAGCCGUCAUUUCCCCCGCGGAGGGCACAGAACCACCGGCGAGGCCGGCGGCCGGACUGAUGGCCCUCGGAGACCUGCGGAAAGCCCCCUCCCCAAGUCGCCCCCACGCCUGGCGACAGGCACCACCCCCUCUGAUAAGUCCAAGCCCCCCCAGGCCCACGGGGACCCACGGGACCCCCCUGACAUGGCCCCGCCCCUAUGGGACACCAGGCCUGACUUGGGCAGGUUCUGUUCCCAGACCCCACACACGGCCACCCCACAUGCUGUUGCUCAGCCUGAGGCCUGACUUCUCUGGGCUGAGGCUGGUCGUCCUGGAGCCUGCCCAGUACCGUGGGCUGCGAGAGCCACGGACCCACUCAGACAUGGCCCGGCGGGCUCCCUCCCCGCAGACGCUGGGGCCUCCCUGACCGCGCUUUCUUCCUCACACCCAUCCUCGUGGCCACCCGGUCCCUCUGUGGGAUCCCUGAGCCAGCUCCUCCCAACUCCACCCUGUAGGCCCCCAGUGCCCUCCGCCUGGAAGCUGCAGCUCCGUCAAUGUCUCUCUAGGUAGCUGUGGGCAGUGUGGGGGGGUGUCUCACUCUCCAUCUUUAUGGCCAGUGGUAGCCGCUGGGGUCGCUCUGUCAGAGCCCCAUACUCGGGAGCCCCCUUCCCUGAGUGUCCAGGGCGCCUGCUCUAGAGCCCCAAGGGGCAACCGCUCUCCCUGGUUCUCCCCAGGGCAGAGGGGGUGGGGUGGGCACAGGGCCCAGUGCCCGUGGCUCCUCGCCCUCACUCCUGCCAGCAAGCAGCACCCUCCCACAGGCUUCUCCCACCUGAUGGCUCCUCUCCCACUGGGGCUGGAGCCCCCAGAAAGGUGGAUGGUGGAGACGGCUCCAACGCACGCGUUUCUGAGUUUUCUGCACUUCCGUAUAGACGGAGGGACCCGGGUAGAAAGCAAGCUAGGAGAGGGAGGCUAAGAAUGACGGGGCUGGAAGGGCCGUCACGGUGCCCCUCGUUUUCAAGAAGGGGAAACUGAGGCCCAGGGAGGAGAGUGACUUUCACAAGGUCACAGCAAGAUCACGGCAGAGGUGGCCCCGGACCCAGCCCUCUGUGCCCCAGUGCCAUGGGAUCUCCACACCCACCACCCCCCCCACAGUUUCCUAGAAUCAGGGAUGUUAGUGUAAGUCUACACAUGGGAAUUUACAGGGGGUGGGGGGUCACCUUUUGCCUUGAAAUUCGAAGUCAGUAGCCCAGUAUCCCCUUCCUCCUCCUCCCUCCUCCCCCUCCUCUCUGGCAGGGCUCCCUCUCUCAGGGGAGAACGCCAGAGCCAAGACUGGUGAUGCCAAGGCUGGUGACAUGCUGGCUGGGGGCGAAUCCAAAUGAAGGUGCAGAUACCCUCCUGUGCACCACGUCUGAGCUUGGGGACAUGAACCCAUUUUCCCUAGAAAAGAAACAUGGCCCAUUAGAGGGGGGAGCCCGGGGUGAAUCUUCAUGCCCAAAAUAGUGCCCGGUGGGGAGGAGGCGCCUGCUUCUUGUUGAGUAAAUGACCUGUGGAGACUGGAGCCUCAUGUCCCUGGGUUGGGGGGUGUCCGAGACCACAGGGACAAGGGGAGCACCCUGGGUCACGCAGGAGUGGAGCUGUCCCCUCUCUCGCCACCUGCCCCUCAGACCCAAAGCUCCCUCCCCACCUGCCUGCCCACCUGCGGCUUCUGGGCAGCCCCCAACCCCAGAGGCCACCCUGCAAGUUGUCAUCAAGGUCCUGCUGGAGAUGGGAUCCACGGCGGGGGGCCAUGACUCCGGGACCUUGCCACAGCCCCCACUCCUCUGCUGGCCAUCUGUAGGGGUGCCGCUGUGGGGGCUUUUGUCCUGCCGGCCACCCCCCCACACACACACCUAUCCCUGGCCAGCAGCCCACCUGCAAGCGUCAGGCACACAGGGACAGACACGGCGAGCACAGCCCAGGCCCGGGGCCCACGAGCAGCAUGGACCCCUGGGAACGGCCCUCCCCCUUAGCUCACAGUGCCUGCAGCAGCCACGCUAGGCCUCUGGCCCUCCUUGACCACUCCAUUUAAUUCUCUCUGCUGUUUGGGUAGGGUUUUCCCCUUUAGUUAUUUGUGGUUUUCCUGUAUUUUAUGUUAAUAUUUCUAUUAAGAACAUUUUGGGCAAGUGGACCCAAGCCACUGGGAAGGAAGUGGCGUCUGGUAGAGCCUGAUGCCUCCCGUCCGCGCACGGCGGAGAUCCGUGCGCAGGCCCAUGGCUGUCCCUGGCCGUAAAUUCCGAGGGUCUGCAAAGGUGACGUUCAGGUAGACAUGGGGGCCUGGGAACGAGGCCGUCAGCUCCCGUGCACAGAACAAAGAGGCAAUGCAUUCCUUCUCAUUUUUCCUUUUUAAAAAUCGAUGAAUCAUUUGUGAUGCUUUUAACAAAGAUUAAAUGAAUUUGAUCAACU